UGUGUGCGUGUGUGUGCAUGCAUGCGUGCGUGCGUGUUGUAACAUCUCUAAUUAUGCAUUGGAGAAAGCCAUAAUGAUUGUGUUGCUGUGCUGUGACGCACACGCCUGCGCGGUGCCGGUCCUCGGCCUCGUGCAGCGUAGCAUUAGAGGGCGUGUCCUCCAUGUUUGUGGUGUGUGUGUGUUUGCGACGCAGGUGGGGCGAUGGCUGCUCACUUCCUCCCAGAGGAAGUCAUAAAAGCUCCCGGUUGGUUUAACUGUGCCUCUUCCCUCCUCUAAUGACGGCCUCGCUGCCAGAACGGCCUGUAACGAGGUUCUUCUCUAAAAUGUACGAUGAGGCCGUUCACGUGUUGGAGGAACUCCCCAGAGAGCAGCGGUUCCGGGGCGAGGCUGCACCUGUGGAAGGAACCAGAAACACGGACGCUCCUGGUUCCUGAAUGAAAAAUAUGUUUCUGAGCGAGCGGUGGGUCAGAGGUAGUCAGACACAGAGGCUGGUUUAUGCCGGGACUCGGGUUCGGUUUCUGAAGCGUCGGCCGUGACCUUGAACUGGGCUCUUUUCGGGACCAGCGUUCAGCGUGGACCCAGAGCAGAUGGAGCCUGGAGCCAGAGCCGGUCCUCAUUGACCAUGGAGCACGAUAAGGAGUUCCUCCCGGUGCGGCGGCACCACACAGAGUUCCGAUUCGACCUGUCGCGCAUUCCGGAGGGAGAGGCGGUCACGGCCGCCGAGUUCCGCAUGUAUAAAGACUUCAUUCAGGAACGCUACGACAACGAGACGUUCCGCAUCAGCGUGUACCAGGUUCUGGAGGAACACUCUGACAGGGAGUCGGACCUGUUCCUGCUGGACUCGCGGCUCAUCUGGGCGGCGGAGGAGGGCUGGCUGGUGUUUGACGUGACGGCCACCAGCAACCACUGGGUCCUGAACCCCGGCCGGAACCUGGGCCUGCAGCUGGCGCUGGAGAGCACGAGCGGAGACAGCGUCAGCCCCCGCGUGGCCGGCCUGGUGGGCCGCAGCGGGCCUCACAACAAGCAGCCCUUCAUGGUGGCCUUCUUCAAAGCCACAGAGCUGCACCUGCGGAGCAUCCGCUCGGCGCCGGGGGGCAAACAGCGCAACCCCAACCGCUCCAAGGCAGCGAAGAGCCAGGAGGCGCUGAGGGUGGCGGGCGUGGCAGAGAACAGCAGCGCUGAUCAGAAGCAGGCCUGUAAGAAGCACGAGCUCUACGUCAGCUUCCGGGACCUGGGCUGGCAGGACUGGAUCAUCGCUCCAGAGGGAUACGCAGCCUACUACUGUGAGGGCGAGUGUGCGUUCCCCCUCAACUCCUACAUGAACGCCACGAACCACGCCAUCGUUCAGACCCUGGUCCACUUCAUCAACCCGGAGACGGUUCCGAAGCCCUGCUGCGCCCCCACGCAGCUCCACGCCAUCUCCGUGCUCUACUUCGACGACAGCUCCAACGUCAUCCUCAAGAAAUACCGCAACAUGGUGGUGAGAGCCUGCGGCUGCCACUGAGCCGGCGCCGGGACCGGCACCGGCACCGGGAACGACACCGGCACCGGCACCGGCACCAACACGACACCGGGACCGACACCGGCACCGGGACCGACAGAAGACGGGUCCACCGGCACCGGCACCAACACGACACCGGGACCGACACCGGCAGAAGACGGGUCCACGUUGGACACCAGGAAAAGCUCCUGUCCUUUUUCACAGUCACACACACAUACACACACCUGUGCUUUCUACUGUGUAAACGAUUGUCUGAUUGAUUGUUUGUAUAUUCACUCACACUCAACAAUCUUUUGUUUAUUUCAGUAAUUUUAUUUUAGUUCAUUUACUGUAGAUUUUAUUACAUAUAUUUUUAUGAUUCUAUGAGAAAUGGAAGUUCUGACUUUCUUCUAUGUACAAAACAGUGUAAAUAAUUUUUUCAAGCAAAGCAAAGCGUGUAUUUAUUUCCUGGAAUGUGUCUGGUUGGAUUUGGAACGCGCCUCUUUUCUUUCACACAACGACUCACAAACCACUUGGAGGCGUUGGAACCGUGCAGCAGCCGCGCGCCGUCGCUUUAUCACAACGUGGACCCGUGAAUGUGCGGCCCGUUCUUCCAGCCACAGCGUCAGCGUCCUGUUUUCAGGUUUAUACUCUGCUGUAUUUAAGGUCUAUUUAUUAAGAGCCAAUGUCUCCAACACGUUUUACUGCUGAACUGGUCCAACAAUGAAUAAACGAGGAGUAAAACAAGCGAA
This is a messenger RNA of Betta splendens (Siamese fighting fish), 2232 nucleotides long. RefSeq names its product bone morphogenetic protein 7b (gene bmp7b). Gene Ontology annotation, biological process: SMAD protein signal transduction. Gene Ontology annotation, cellular component: extracellular region. Gene Ontology annotation, molecular function: growth factor activity; cytokine activity. NCBI's taxonomy places the organism in Eukaryota, Metazoa, Chordata, Actinopteri, Anabantiformes, Osphronemidae. The record is from RefSeq and is a predicted model, not a curated record. The transcript is spliced from 7 exons. The coding region runs from base 623 to 1504 and encodes 293 amino acids.